AUGUCUGAAGAAGCACAACCCAUAAGGGCCCCAGAAGACGCCACUACUGCUCAAACCCAACCUCAGUCUCAAUCUCAAUCUCAACCAGAACAAACACAACCUCAAAGUCAACCUAAGGCUCAGAAUUCAAAUAAAUCAAAACCACAAUCUAAAGAUGCUUCAUCAAAAACUCAAGAUACAUCUGCAUCAGGAGAAAAGAAACUUACAAACAAAGAGUUGAAAGAAUUGAAGAAGAAGGAAAAAUUAGAAAAAAGAGCUGCAAAGAAAGAAAGUCAAGGUAUACCUAAUCAAACUGAACAAAGUAAAGCUAAACAACAAAAAAAUCAACAACAACAAGGUAAUCAAUCAAAUGGUAAUGUUGGUGUUAAAAAAGAACCUAAAAUUGUAAACAAAGUUCCUCUUUUCAGCCAUUUAGAAACAAAAGAAGAAAGAAAUGCAUUAAGUUCAUCUCAAGCUCAAGUUUUACAUUAUGUUCAUCCUGCAAUUUUAACAUUAACUUCAAAAUAUGCUUCAUAUUCAAUUGUUGGUUCUAUUCCAAGAUGUAUUGCCAUGUUGAAAGCUUUCCAAACUGUUAUUUCUGAAUAUCAAACACCAGAAGGUACAACACUUACAAGAAAUUUAACUAGUUAUUUAGGUUAUCAAAUUGAUUAUUUGAAAACUGCUAGAUUAUUAUCUGUUACUAUGGGUAAUGCAAUUAGAUGGUUAAAACAAGAAAUUUCAUUAAUUUCAAUUGAUACAUCAGAUAAUGAUGCUAAAGAAGAUUUAAUUGAAAAAAUUGAUACUUUCUUAAAAGAAAAAAUUGAAUUAUCUGAUAAAUUAAUUAUUGAACAAGCAUCAAAUCAUAUUGUUAAUGGAUCAAAAAUUUUAACAUUUGGUAAUUCUAAUGUUUUGAAAGAAUUAUUUUUACAUAAUUCAAAAGUUUUGAAAAAACAAUUUCAAGUUAUAAUAGUAGAUUCAAGACCAUUAUUUGAAGGUAAAAAAUUAGCAAAAGAAUUAACAUCAAAUGGAUUAAAAGUUCAAUAUGCUUUAAUUAAUUCAAUAACUUCAAUUUUCCAAGAUGUUGAUACAGUUUUCCUUGGUGCUCAUGCAAUGUUAUCAAAUGGAUUUUUAUAUUCAAGAGUUGGUGCUGCAUUAAUUGCAAUGACUGCUAAAAAGAGAAAUAUUCCAGUUUUAGUAUGUUGUGAAUCUAUCAAAUUUUCAGAUCGUGUUCAAUUAGAUAGUGUUACACUCAAUGAAUUAGGUGAUAAUGAAGAUUUAGUUGAUUGUUAUAAAUUAAAUCACACAAAAAAAUCAAGUGUUGCAAUGAAAAAUUUCAUAAAUUCAUAUAAUGAAACUGAAGAAAAACAAUCACAACAACAACAACAAAAAUCUAAAAAAAAUCAAUCAAAUGAUAAAGAAAAGGAAACAACAAAUGAAAAAGAUGAAUUUCCUUUACAAAAUUAUCAAAAAUCUCCUCAUUUAAAUAUUUUAAAUAUAAUGUAUGAUGCAACUCCACCAGAUUAUAUUCAAAAAGUUAUUACUGAAGUUGGUGCAUUACCACCAAGUUCUGUUCCAGUUAUUUUAAGAGAAUAUAAAGCAAGUUAA
Hansenula ciferrii is the source of this 1584-nucleotide messenger RNA. RefSeq names its product translation initiation factor eIF2B subunit delta (gene GCD2). NCBI's taxonomy places the organism in Eukaryota, Fungi, Ascomycota, Saccharomycetes, Phaffomycetales, Wickerhamomycetaceae. The record is from RefSeq and is a predicted model, not a curated record. The transcript has a single exon. Bases 1 to 1584 code for a protein of 527 amino acids.